AUGCGAAAUUUAGGUGAUGGUCUUGAUUAUGUGGGGGAAGAAGAAGACGUAAGAUACCGCGUGGUUCUGGUUCUCGAGAGAUAUCUUCAAGCAGAGGACCUCCUCCAGGAAGUGGGCGCUGCUUCAACUGUGGACUUGAUGGACACUGGGCUAGAGAUUGCAUUGCUGGUGACUGGAAGAACAAAUGUUAUCGAUGUGGGGAUAGAGGUCACAUUGAGAGGAACUGCAAGAACAGUCCCAAGAAGCUCAAGUACGUACCAUUGCACCCUGACCUUUACUCGCGUUAUGAUGCUCUCUAGACAGAUUCUCUUGUGUGUCUGUAAACAGAUUCUUAUGUGUCUGAUUGUAGAUAAAAACUUUUGUUGA
Messenger RNA from Eruca vesicaria subsp. sativa (arugula), 366 nucleotides. The record is from the annotation of a GenBank genome assembly. Lineage: Eukaryota; Viridiplantae; Streptophyta; Magnoliopsida; Brassicales; Brassicaceae.